AUGGUAUUACAGGCAUCCCAUCAACAACCAUCAAAUCGCCGAGAUCGAUUGCGCGGACUGCGCAAGCAGAUGAAAGAAGAGCUUGGCCAUCGAGGAAGGAGGAAAGCACGUCAGCUCAAAACGCGCGCCGCCCGCCGAUCGCUCUUCACCUUCAUUAGCAUGCCGGGCUUCAGCAUUUUGGGAAGCCGCAACCGGCUUUCUGAAGACUGUGAUGCCGAAGAUACGGGAGAUGAAAGCGAGGAACAGGGGGAUCCAUCGCAAACGGAUGGUCAUUCGACCGAAAACUCGAAAAAGGGACCCUUUACGACUUUGAACACGCCUUCCGUCGUCCAGGAAAUCAAGGCCGAACACACUGGUGCCGUUUGGGUUGUACGAUUUUCUGUUUGUGGCAGACUGAUGGCAACGGCUGGCCAGGAUACGAUCAUCCGGAUCUGGGUGGCAAAAGCCCAUGUCCGUCAUUUUGAGGCGCUGAGAGAUCGCUAUAUGAAACGAGCUGAUUGCCCACCGGAAGACAUGUUCGAACGUGCUAUGUCGGAUUCUGAAGUCUUCCGCGCGCCGUCUUCCGUUGACGCAGAGAGUGACCACAAUUACCUCCAACCCAUCAGGUUGAAGAUAGGUGAAAAGGACCAAUCGUGUUUACUGUUUUUUCCAUUCGUCGUCCUAAAGAGUCACACUGCCGAUACUCUGGACUUGUUC
Molecule: messenger RNA, 696 nt
Organism: Mesorhabditis spiculigera
Lineage: Eukaryota; Metazoa; Nematoda; Chromadorea; Rhabditida; Rhabditidae
Source: the annotation of a GenBank genome assembly